AUGGUGCUGCUCAGUCCGUCUAUCAGUGCCCUUAGGAAACUGCUUGCGGUUUGUGAGACGUAUGCGGAGACACAUGGAUUGCAGUACAACCCAAAGAAAAGUCAGGUGCUAAUGUUCAAGGCUGGUAGUUACACGCCAAGCUCUGUACCCCCGGUUGUACUGCAUGGAACCACACUGUCUGUUGUGGAUAAAGUGAAAUAUCUAGGGCAUAUCAUAACGCAAGACCUUAAUGAUGACCUAGAUAUAGAGCGGGAGCGCAGGGCAUUGGCUGUAAGGUCUAACAUGCUCGCCCGCAGGUUUGCUCGAUGCUCAAGAGAGGUAAAAAUUGUGCUUUUUAAAGCUUUCAAUCAAUCAUUUUACUCGAGCAGCCUGUGGGUGAAGUAUACGAAAAAAGCCUUAAAUGCCCUGCGCGUGCAAUAUAAUAAUGCACUCAGAAUGUUGUUGGGGCUGCCCACAUGGUGUAGCGCAUCGCGCAUGUUCGCCGAGGCCCAGACAGACGAUUUCCAUGCGGUUAUGCGAAAGAGAAUCGUCUCGAUGAUGGGUCGGCUUAGGAGCAGUACCAACAGCAUUCUGGAUGUCAUUGCAGAAAGGCCUGAGAAUCCUAUACUGGCGCAUUGGAUUCGCCAAGUUAUAGGCUUUCUUAAAUUUAGAAAAUAG
Messenger RNA from Cydia fagiglandana, 657 nucleotides. RefSeq lists its product as uncharacterized. The transcript has a single exon. The coding region runs from base 1 to 657 and encodes 218 amino acids. The record is from RefSeq and is a predicted model, not a curated record. Lineage: Eukaryota; Metazoa; Arthropoda; Insecta; Lepidoptera; Tortricidae.